GGCUAAAGCCAAACAAAAAGGAUGACAAAGACUGGGAGCUGGCCUCCAUUAUAACACUGACAGCCAAGGCAGAGCAGGAUGAUGGCUGCCAGUGUCAGCCUCCCCUUUGCGCAGCAACCCUUCCCUCCAAAAUCUGGACACGCGGGCACGCGCGCGCGCGCGCACACACCAGCUGACCAGCAGAACUGACACUGCAUGCCAUCUCUCGCCACGCCUUGCCGCGUCCUGUCCUACUCUCACACGCUGCACAGGACAACCACAGCCAAGCUCUCGCCUUCUUGCUCGUAGGCGCGCGGCGACAUGACUGCAAGAAUCGAGAAGCAGAGGUAGAUAAGGAUCAAGAAGGCAGGGUUGGAGGAUCGGAGCAAGCCCGCCGGGAGGGAGGUGACGAUGGUGGGGCGGGGGAAGGAGGAGGAGGAUGAGGAGGAGGAGGCGGCGGCGAGGUGGGAGGGGGAGAAGGAGGCGGAGAUCGACUACGUAUUCAAGGUGGUGGUGGUGGGCGACUCGGCGGUGGGGAAGACGCAGCUGCUGGCGCGGUUCACGCGGGACGAGUUCGCGCUCGACUCCAAGUCCACCAUCGGGGUCGAGUUCCAGACGCGCACGCUCACGCUCCACCGGAAGCGGGUCAAGGCGCAGAUCUGGGACACCGCCGGCCAAGAGAGGUACAGGGCGGUGACGAGCGCGUACUACCGCGGCGCGCUGGGCGCCAUGGUGGUGUACGACGUCUCCCGCCGCGCGACGUUCGAGCACGUGGCGCGGUGGGUGGAGGAGCUCCGCGCGCACGCGGACGGCUCCACCGUCGUGGCGCUCAUCGGGAACAAGGCCGACAUGCCGGCGGCCCGGCGCGAGGUGGCCGCCGACGAGGGCGCGCGCCUCGCGGAGGAGCAGGGCCUCUUUUUCUCCGAGGCGUCCGCGCUCACGGGCGACAACGUGGAGCGCGCCUUCCUCACGCUCCUCGAGGAGAUCUUCGCCGUCGUGUCGCGCAGGGCGCUCGAGCUCGACGAGGCCCGGCGGAUGCGCGGCGAACAAGACAAUGGCGACGGCGGCGAGGUGCUGUCGCUGAAGGGGACAAGAGUGGACGUGGGCUCCAUCAUGGAGACCAGCGCCAUGAAGAGGAGCUCGCAGUGCUCCUGCUCGUGACUGACAUCACGAGAGUUGUUGGUUCUUCAUGUUGUUUUCAGAUGCACUGAUAUUCUAAAAACAUUUUGAAGAAGUUCACAUUCACAAAUUACAGAUAACACUCUUGAUGGUUUAGUUAUGUGACGAAUGUAAAGCAUGGUACGUAUAAAACGUUCUUCAUUUUUUGAUUGUA
This is a messenger RNA of Phragmites australis (common reed), 1312 nucleotides long. Its product is annotated as ras-related protein RABA3-like. Gene Ontology annotation, cellular component: endosome. Lineage: Eukaryota; Viridiplantae; Streptophyta; Magnoliopsida; Poales; Poaceae. The record is from RefSeq and is a predicted model, not a curated record. Gene Ontology annotation, molecular function: GTPase activity; GTP binding. The coding region runs from base 391 to 1140 and encodes 249 amino acids. The transcript is spliced from 2 exons.